AGAUGGACCUGCCGGCGCUGCCAGUGCGCGGAAGGGCCGUGUCCACGUUGGCAGCGGAGUCUGGCUGCUGAGCCAGCACGUGUCUCCAGGAGGCCUGCGGGCCGCCCGGGUCCCUGCCUGUCUGCGAUGGGCCGCCCGGGCUGACCAGCCAGUUCCUGCUGGAGGCUCCUGGUGGGAUCUGGGAGACCAUGUUCAAGGCGCCCGACCUCCUGCCGCGGCUGCUGCGGGGCGCCCCGAGGCAGCGGGUCUGCACCCUGUUCAUCAUCGGCUUCAAGUUCACGUUUUUCGUCUCCAUCGUGAUCUACUGGCACGUUGUGGGAGAGCCCAAGGACCAAGGGCAACUCUAUAACCUGCCUGCAGACAUCCCCUGCCCCCUCUCGGCACCCCCCACCCCACCCUCCAGCACCCCCACUCCAGGCAACAUCUUCUUCCUAGAGACUUCGGACCGGACCAACCCCAACUUUCUGUUCAUGUGCUCGGUGGAGUCAGCCGCCAGGACUCACCCCAAGUCCCGGGUGACGGUCCUCAUGAAGGGGCUGCCCAGCGGCAACGCCUCCCUGCCCCGGCACCUGGGCCUCUCGCUUCUGGGCUGCUUCCCUAACGUCCAGAUGCUCCCGCUGGACCUGGAGGAGCUGUUCUGGGACACACCGCUGGCGACCUGGUACGCGGCCGCGCAGGGGCGGUGGGAGCCCUACCUGCUGCCGGUGCUCUCCGACGCCUGCAGGAUCGCACUCAUGUGGAAGUUCGGGGGCAUCUACCUGGACACUGACUUCAUCGUCCUCAAGAGCCUGAGGAACCUGACCAACGUGCUGGGCACCCAGUCCCGCUAUGUGCUCAACGGUGCCUUCCUGGCCUUCGAGCGCCGGCACGCGUUCAUGGCGCUGUGCAUGCGUGACUUCGUGGCCCACUACAAUGGCUGGAUCUGGGGCCACCAGGGCCCGCAGCUGCUCACCCGGGUCUUCAAGAAGUGGUGCCCGAUCCGCAGCCUGAGUGAGAGCCGCUCCUGCCGCGGCGUCACCACCCUGCCCCCCGAGGCCUUCUACCCCAUCCCCUGGCAGAACUGGAAGAAGUACUUCGAGGACAUCAGCCCCGAGGAGCUGGCCCGGCUGUUCAAUGCCACCUACGCCGUGCACGUGUGGAACAAGAAGAGCCAGGGCACGCGCUUCGAGGCGACGUCCAGGGUGCUGCUGGCCCAGCUCCAUGCCCGCUACUGCCCCACGACGCACGAGGCCAUGAAGAUGUACCUGUGAGGGGCUCACCAGGCCACCGCCCCCCCACUCCUGAUGGAGAGGGGUGCCUGGCCUCCCUUCCCUCGGGGCAAGGUGGCAGGGCCCGGGACAGGGAGGUGUGAGCUGGGGCCGCUGGCUGGCCCAGGCUGUUGAGGAGUCGUUGCUGGAGCGCCACAGCAGGCCCUGGGGAGGCUGUGAACACCUGUGGGCCAGUGCCCUGUCUCGGGCCAGUGCUGACAAGUGGCACCAGAGCCAGCUGGAGUGAGCUCGGUGAGUGUCCCAGGCCUUCUAGACGACAGGCGAGAAGAGCAGACCCCAGAGCACCUCCCACAUGGUGCUGGGCAG
Molecule: messenger RNA, 1574 nt
Organism: Propithecus coquereli (Coquerel's sifaka)
Lineage: Eukaryota; Metazoa; Chordata; Mammalia; Primates; Indriidae
Gene: A4GALT
Product: alpha 1,4-galactosyltransferase
Exons: 2
Coding region: 189-1250 (353 amino acids)
Biological process (GO): protein O-linked glycosylation
Molecular function (GO): acetylglucosaminyltransferase activity
Source: RefSeq, a predicted model, not a curated record